Leishmania braziliensis MHOM/BR/75/M2904 is the source of this 795-nucleotide messenger RNA. RefSeq lists its product as hypothetical. Gene Ontology annotation, cellular component: NatA complex. The transcript has a single exon. Gene Ontology annotation, molecular function: protein-N-terminal-glutamate acetyltransferase activity; protein N-terminal-serine acetyltransferase activity. The record is from RefSeq and is a predicted model, not a curated record. Bases 1 to 795 code for a protein of 264 amino acids. Lineage: Eukaryota; Euglenozoa; Kinetoplastea; Trypanosomatida; Trypanosomatidae. Gene Ontology annotation, biological process: N-terminal peptidyl-glutamic acid acetylation.
AUGCAGCUCCGUCGCGCCACCAUGGAGGACAUGUACGAGAUGCAGCACAGCAAUCUCCGUUGUCUUCCAGAGAACUACAACCUGCGGUACUACUAUUACCAUCUCCUCUCAUGGCCGCAGCUGCUCUACGUGCAGCAGGACUACAACCGCAACACCGUCGGCUACGUUCUGGGGAAGAUGGAUGACGAGGAGGUGGCCGAGAAAAAGCAUGGCCACAUCACGUCUCUGGCCGUGCUGCGGUCGCAUCGCAAGCUCGGCAUCGCGUCACGUGUGAUGCGAGCAACAAUGAAGGAGAUGGAUGCCGAGUACGACGCCCACUACUGCUCUCUGCAUGUGCGCAAGACGAAUGACGCUGCGCUGCACCUCUAUCAGGAUACUCUCGGGUUUCGCUGCGUUGGCGUGGAGGAGAAGUACUACAUGGACGAGGAGGACGCAUAUCACAUGAAGAGCUUCUUUCACCAGGAGAACCCCGGCUCCUACGUCGACGAUCACAAGCGACUGAUACGCAAGACUGUGCCAGUUGAGGUGGAGGGCUACCCGGCCGCGACUGGCACGUCGUUGCCAGCGGUAGGCGGGCGCGGCGGGGACAGGAAUGGCAAGAAGGGAAACGAUAAGGCCGCAAAGGAGAUUUCCGCCAAGGAACGGGAAGCUGCGAUGGCCGAGUUGCUGGGACUGGAUGCGGAUGGAAAGGGCAAGGGCGCUGGUGGUGGUGGCGGAAAGGGCAAGAGCGGCAACAACAAGAACAGCGCCUCAGGCGGCGGUGGCGGGAAGAGGGGCAGCGGAAAGCAGAAGUAG